Molecule: messenger RNA, 2056 nt
Organism: Sinocyclocheilus rhinocerous
Lineage: Eukaryota; Metazoa; Chordata; Actinopteri; Cypriniformes; Cyprinidae
Product: acid-sensing ion channel 1-like
Exons: 11
Coding region: 115-1599 (494 amino acids)
Biological process (GO): sodium ion transmembrane transport
Cellular component (GO): plasma membrane
Molecular function (GO): ligand-gated sodium channel activity
Source: RefSeq, a predicted model, not a curated record
UUCUGCACGAACGCCGGAGCAAUGUUCGGAUAACUGGCAUCGGUUUUCAGGUCCAGCAUCUUUCUGAGGUGCUUCAGGGAGAGUUUCACAGCUUUGCAGUGGAAGAACUGUGUGAUGAAGACAUCAGUGAUGGAUCUUAAAGUGGAAGCUAUGGACAUUGAUUACGACCAGCCGCCUCCCCUCCAAGUGUUCGCUCACACCUCGACUCUACACGGCAUCUCUCAUAUCUUCUCCUAUGAGAAGAUCACGGCCAAAUGCUGCCUCUGGGUGGUGUUUUUCCUCAGCUCCUUGACCUUUCUCAUGUACGUCUGCGUCGAUCGGAUUCAGUUCUACCUGGAGUACCCUCACGUCACCAAGCUGGACGAGAUCACGACGCCCGUGAUGGUUUUCCCAGCGGUGACGAUUUGCAAUCUCAACUCCAUCCGCUUCAGCAGGAUCACACGCAACGACCUGUACCACGCGGGCGAGCUGCUGGCACUGCUGGACUCCAGACAUGAGAUACGGGACGCUCACCUGGUUGAAGAAAGCGUGAUGGAGGUUCUCAAGAGCAAAGCAGACUUUCGCUCCUUCAAGCCGCGACCCUUCAACAUGUGGGAGUUCUAUAAUAGAACAGGACACGACAUAAAAGACAUGCUGCUCUCCUGCCAGUUCAGAGGUUCGCCGUGUCGACCCGAAGACUUCAGCGUGGUGUUCACGCGUUACGGGAAGUGUUACACCUUUAACUCGGGUAACACCGGCGCGCCGCUGGUCAGCGUGAAGGGAGGGAUGGGAAACGGCCUGGAGAUCAUGUUGGACAUUCAGCAGGACGAAUAUUUACCUGUGUGGGGAGAGACAGACGACUCGUCGUUUGAGGCGGGAAUCAAAGUUCAGAUUCACAGUCAGGACGAGCCUGCGUUAAUAGAUCAGCUGGGCUUCGGAGUCGCACCAGGAUUCCAGACGUUCGUUUCUUGCCAAGAGCAGCGACUGGUGUAUCUUCCUGCUCCGUGGGGCAGCUGCAAGGCAACCCCGCCGAGCUCAGACUACUUCAAAGCGUACAGCAUCAGCGCCUGUCGAACGGACUGCGAGACACGCUACCUGGUGGAAAACUGCAACUGCCGCAUGGUGCAUAUGCCUGGUGAUGCGCAGUACUGCACUCCUGUGCUAUAUAAAGAAUGUGCACAUCCAGCACUAGAUUUCCUGGUGGAGAGGGACAGUGACUACUGCUCAUGCGAGACUCCGUGCAACAUCACGCGCUACAGUAAAGAGCUAUCCUUCGUCAAGAUCCCCAGCAAAGCGUCAGUCAAAUACCUUGCAAAGAAGUACAGCAAAUCUGAGAAAUACAUAACAAUUUCUGUGAUAGUUUCUAUUGUUUUUUUUCAAAAUGUAAAUGUUCAGUCUGUGUGUGUUUGUGUGUUGGUAGGUGAUAUCGGAGGACAGAUGGGGCUGUUCAUUGGAGCCAGUGUUCUUACGAUUUUGGAGCUUUUUGACUACCUUUAUGAGGUAAUGAAAUACAGGUUGUGCCGCUGCUCUGACAAGAAGCAUCACAACAACAACAACACUGAUCACGGCACUGUACUCGGCCUGGAUGAUGUUAAAUGUCACGUCAGUAAAUUCCAUUAACAUUCCUGCAGAAAUUCCAGCUGUUUGCCUGCCACUCAUAUUCAGAUAAUGUUCUACAUUUUAGCAGAUGGCAUCACAACACCAGCACAGUUGUGUUUUCUUCAGAUUGUUCUGGCAUCUUGUGGUUGUACUCUCUCUCUUAUGCCUAUGUGAUUUUUAAGGAUUUUUCCAAAAAUGUUUUGUGGUUUUCUGAAAAACCUGCUUUUGAUUUAUAAGGCAGGAAUGUCAAAAACGUUUAAUAUUAAUUAAAAUGUUCGAUCUUUGUCUGCAUGGCCUUUUGUGACAGAAUUGCAUCUGCUAGCUUGAGGCGUUACUCUAUGUGUCAUAUUUUAUUAAUUCUGUGCAUCUUAAUGGCUAUGAUAUGGCUGUAAAUGCAUUGUGACAAGCGAUUCAUUGCACAAGGCAUUGUGUGAGGGAACACCAGUCUGAAAGGAAGAGUUCACCCAAAAAUUUAAAU